Molecule: messenger RNA, 1067 nt
Organism: Xiphophorus couchianus (Monterrey platyfish)
Lineage: Eukaryota; Metazoa; Chordata; Actinopteri; Cyprinodontiformes; Poeciliidae
Product: high affinity immunoglobulin gamma Fc receptor I-like
Exons: 7
Coding region: 89-928 (279 amino acids)
Biological process (GO): immune response; cell surface receptor signaling pathway
Cellular component (GO): external side of plasma membrane
Molecular function (GO): transmembrane signaling receptor activity
Source: RefSeq, a predicted model, not a curated record
AGAGAUCCAGGAAGAGGAAGAGGAAGAGGAAGAGGAUGUUUUCAGUGAGUGUCAAACUGCUGCUGGUCUCAUUGGAUCCAGCUGCAGAAUGGAGGGAACAUCUGUCCUCAGGCUGCUGGCUCUGAUCUCUCUGCUGAGCCGCUCAACAAACCAAGUUCAUCUGACUGUGAGUCCCAGCAGAUCUCAGUUCUUUAGAGGAGAAUCAGUGACUCUGAUCUGUGAGGAUGAAAACGGAUCUGAUGGAUGGACUGUGAGGAGAAACACGACCAGAGACACCAGAGCUGAGUGUGAGGACUGGGGUCAACCAGCGAACUCUUCAUGUACUUUAACUGGUCUCCUCCCAUGGGACACUGGUCUGUACUGGUGUGAGUCCAUGUCUGGAUCCUCCAGCAGCAGCAGCAGCAUCCAGCUCUCUGUCUCUGGUGGAUCAGUGAUCCUGCAGAGUCCUGUCCUCCCUGUGAUGGAGGGAGAUGACGUCACUCUGAGCUGCAGAGCAAAGAAUCCAACCCACAACCUCCCAGCUGCUUUCUAUAAAGAUGGCUCCUUCAUUGGUGAUGGACCAUCAGGUCACAUGACCCUCCUCCAUGUUUCCAGCUCUGAUGAAGGCCUCUAUAAAUGUAAUGUCAAAGGUCAUGGAGAGUCUCCAUCCAGCAGGAUCUCUGUCAAAGAAAAAUCCUCGCCUACUGCACCUACGUUUCUAUUUGCCCUCCUGCCUGUUCUGCUUGCUGUUGUUGUGGUUUUACUGGUAUUGCUGGGAGUACUGGUGAGGAGACACUCAAACAGGAAACCCGAGAAAGUUGGAGAGGAGGAUAUCAGAUACGGUGACAUUCGCAUAUUGCCUCAUCAACACAGGAGCAAUACACCAAAAAAUGAGAGCCAUCCAGACGCCGUCUAUUCAGCAGUGAGGACAGAAGAUGCCAACUAUUGACAUCAUCAAACACAAAAAGGACAAGACAAGAAGCAGAGGUAGAAUUUAAUCCCUAAACCUUAAAGUUACAAAUUUGGUCAAAUUUAUGAGCAUGAGGAUCAGUGUUGAAAAAACUUCUGAAAGUACCUUGAUUCAAAAA